This is a messenger RNA of Ciona intestinalis (vase tunicate), 1121 nucleotides long. Its product is annotated as transmembrane protein 53-A-like. Gene Ontology annotation, molecular function: serine hydrolase activity. The record is from RefSeq and is a predicted model, not a curated record. NCBI's taxonomy places the organism in Eukaryota, Metazoa, Chordata, Ascidiacea, Phlebobranchia, Cionidae.
GCAAUUGUAUUUUUUCUCGUGUAUUUAUACAGGAAUAGAGUCACAAUAUCGAAAGUAAUAAUGAUUUUAAGGCAGUUUCAUAGAUCGCUCUACAUGUCUGAACUUAAGAAACAGACCAGUUUUUCUCAAAUGGCAGCCAAAACAACAGUAAAAGAAAGCCAAGUCAAACCAAUUGUGAUUAUUCUGCCUUGGUUAGGUGCAAAUGAAAAAGCUACAGAAAAAUAUGCCCAACUUUAUAGAUCUCUUGGAUUCAAUGUAAUAAAAAGAGAUUCAAAAAUGACGGACUUUUUGUUGCCGAAAAAGGGUUUUGAAAAUAGCAAAAACUUUUUGACUCAGCUGGAACAUAAUACACAGCCGAUUGUUGUCCAUUCUAUGUCAAUUGGUUGUUAUUUCUAUAGUCUAAUGCUGCUAGCCAUGGAAAACGAACCCGAAAAAUAUGCAAAUAUUGCUAAAAACAUCCAAUUCCAAGUAUGUGACAGUCCUGUAGUAGGGACAAUAAAAGAAAUGGCUUUUGGAGUGUCAAGUAUGGUAACAAACAACUCUGCAUUGAGAGCACUUAUGAAGAUGGUAACUUUGGGUUAUUUUUUCUUGAGCAAGCCUUUUACUGUCAAGUAUUACGACACAGUACUUGAACUCAUCAAAUACAGAUGCCCAGCAGUGCCUUCUUUACUCAUGACCUCAAAAAACGACCCGAUGGCAUGCCCUGAAGCUUUUCAGAGCUUUGUAAAAGCCUGGGAAGACAGGGGGUGCAAAGUAGCAACCAAAAUCUGGGAAAAAUCCGAACAUGCGCGCCAUUUGCAUAACCAUCCAAAUGAAUACAGAGCAUUGAUUACAGAUCUUUUAAAGGAUGGAUUUAAAAUAGAAUCAAAAUUGUAAAGACCUAAAAACAAAGAAAAGACAUGAAAAAAAAGAGAAAAAGACAAUUUGUAAAGUUCUAUAAAAUUCAAAUCACAAAGAGACAUAAAUUCUUUUCAGUAAAGUUUUUAAAAAAGAUUCCCAUUUUUAAAGGGACAUGGAGGCUUUUAAAGUCUAAUUCUGUUGCAAUAUUAUGUGGUCAUUUAUUACUAACGUACUAAUAAUUCUACUGACUUGUUUUCAAUAAUAAAAUUCACUGCACAAGG